AUGGGGUCGUUGAAGCAAGACGAUGAAUUGGAGAAUGGUAUGGAAGAAUCAAAGGAAGCAAUCCUGUACGUGAACGGCGUCCGUCGAGUAUUGCCCGAUGGCCUGGCUCACAUGACACUUCUCGAGUAUCUCAGAGGUAAAUUCACUCCUGCCCUAGGUUCAAUUUCAAAACGAAAGGUCCAAAUUGUACCACGAAAAAAUGGAAAGGAUCGAAAUUUUACCUUUAUAACAGUGGAACAGACAAAUGGUAAGUGUAAGGGCACUGGGGCCAGAAGGGAAAAUGAAGUGAUGUAUUCGGGCACUUUUAACUUUGCUCUCUUUUUACUUUUUGACGUCCAUGAUUGUUUAUCAUAA
Molecule: messenger RNA, 354 nt
Organism: Thlaspi arvense
Lineage: Eukaryota; Viridiplantae; Streptophyta; Magnoliopsida; Brassicales; Brassicaceae
Source: the annotation of a GenBank genome assembly